Paramecium pentaurelia is the source of this 2060-nucleotide messenger RNA. The record is from the annotation of a GenBank genome assembly. NCBI's taxonomy places the organism in Eukaryota, Ciliophora, Oligohymenophorea, Peniculida, Parameciidae.
AUGAAAUAAUAGAAUUUGUUUACGUGUUAAGAUAUUGCACAUGAAGGAGAAGUUAUUUAAGGAUUUUGUUUAAAUUUGGGAUGCUAAGAUUUAAGAUCUUAGUUUUGUCUUUAAUGUGGAUUUGAUCCUAAAAAACAUACUAAUUGUAAGAAAGAUCUAAAAGGAUUUUGUUAAAUUUAGAGUUUUAUCACUAAAUUCAAUUAGUAUAUACUUGAUUUGAAUAUCUAAUUAAAUAAAUCCUAUUCAUCAAUCAAAACAAAAUAUGAAGAAUUCACAAAAUAUUUGGAUAAUAUGAAAAUAUAAUUACUUAAGAUAUCUGAAGAUUUAAAUUAAUAAGAUUAUAAAUAAAUCAAAGAUAAUUUGUAAAUGUUAAAGGAAUGGUAUUAAUAUUCAAAUAAUCAAGAAGAGAUCAUGAAGUAGAAUUAAAUUGGUAUUUUAUCAUUAGUAAUAUUUAUAGGAACUUAAUUACUUAGUAUAAAAAGAAUGAUCGAAACUUUGGAUUAAGACAACAAAUAAUAAUAAUAAAUUAAAAGUAUAUAUCAAGAUAAUCAAAUAACACUUGAAUAAGGUAUUUAAUUUAUUCAAAAUUAAAUUAGGAAUAGAAUUACUAAAUUAACAAAAAUGGGAGGAAGCUAAUGAAAAAAUAACUUAAAAUUUAAAAUUAUUAGAGAAACAAUCAUCAUUUGCAACAUUUUUUUAAGGUUAUCACAAAUUAUGUAUCUAAUUAAUUAAGGUAUUUCUUUAAUUGAAAUGAAUCAAUUUGGAAAAGGAAUUAGAAUGAGAGAAUAAGCCAAGAAGAUUAAUAAUAACUUAUAUAGAGAUUUAUUGGUGUAUUCAGAUUUGGAACUUAAGAAAAAUCCAAAAAAUAAAUUUAUUUUAAUUGCAAAAAGUUAAAAUAUUCAAUUAUUUUUACAGGCUAUGCAUUAGAUGAUGAAAAGAAAUAUCAAAUAGCCAUUGAGUAAUGCGAAUAGGUUUUAAUAGAAGAACCUAAACAUCUCCAUGCAUUGUAUAGAAAAAGUAAACAUUUAUUUUUUUAAAUAGGUUUUGAUUUAUCAAAUUUGAAGGAAAAUUCAUAAGCGAUUUAAUGCAUUGAUAUUGCUUUAAAUUAUGAUUCUAAAUAUAUUGUUGGAUAUAACAGAAAGGGUAUAUUAUUAGUUUAUGAUUGGAAUAGGUUUAUCCUUAGAUAUUCUCGGAAAAUAUAAUGAUGCAAUAGUUUAUUAUGACAAGGCAAUCCAACUAGAUUCUAAUGAUGCAUUGACUUAUUAUAAUAAGGGUUAUUAAUUAAUUUAUUGUAAUAGGUAUAUCAUUAGAUAAUCUUAAAAAAUAUAAUGAUGCAAUAGUUUGUUAUGACAAGGCAAUCAAACUGGAUCCUAAUUUUGCAUUUACUUAUAACAAUAAGGGUUAUUAACUAAUGUAUUUUAAUAGGUAUAUCAUUACAUAAUCUUGAAAAAUAUAAUGAUGCAAUAGUUUGUUAUGACAAGGCAAUCCAACUAGAUCCUAAUUUUGCAUAGGCUUAUAAUAAUAAGGGUUAUUAAUUAAUUUAUUGUAAUAGGUAUAUCAUUACAUAAUCUUGAAAAAUAUAAUGAUGCAAUAGUUUGUUAUGAAAAUGUAAUCCAACUAGAUCCUAAUUAUGCAUAGGCUUAUAAUAAUAAGGGUUAUUAAUUAAUUUAUUGUAAUAGGUAUAUCAUUAAAGAAUCUUUGGAAAUAUAAUGAUGCAAUAGUUUUUUAUGACAAGGCAAUCUAAUUGGAUCCUAAUUAUGCAUUGGCUUAUAAUAAUAAGGGUUAUUAAUUAAUUUAUUGUAAUAGGUAUAUCAUUAAAGAAUCUUGGGAAAUAUAAUGAUGCAAUAGAUUGUUAUAAUAAGGCAAUCUAAUUGGAUCCUAAUUAUGUAUAGGCUUAUAAAAAUAAGGGUUAAUUAUUUGUUUAUUUUAUAGGUGCUUUACUAUCUGAUUUGAAGAAGUAUUAAUAAGCUAUUGAGAAUUACGAGCAAGCACUUUUGUAUUGCAAACAAGACCAAAAUGAAUUUAAUAAAUUAAUUAUGGAAUUAAGAUAUAAGAGAUGA